Molecule: messenger RNA, 5960 nt
Organism: Oldenlandia corymbosa var. corymbosa
Lineage: Eukaryota; Viridiplantae; Streptophyta; Magnoliopsida; Gentianales; Rubiaceae
Source: the annotation of a GenBank genome assembly
UAACAUAAAAAUUGCUAACAGGAUGUCUUCGAAUUUCUCCGAUGAAAACUCUCUUAAAUUCUUACAUCUUACCGUCAAUUCAGCUCAUCCAUUCUUACAUAAUUCACUAGUGCAAAAAAUUUUCCUCAAUCUGAUUAGCCUUCCGACACCCCUUUCUCCCCAAUCUGGGAGUUUGGUCUCUCUUGUUUCUAAUUUUUUUUUUGGCCCUCUGGGUUGGGAUUGAUUUGGGGUGUAUUAACUUUUCUUUUUUCACCCAAAAGAAUUUGAACAGGUGAGUUUGUAUCUGAAAUGGGUUUUCAGGUGUCAAGUUUUUACCUCGGUUAAAAUCAUUGAGGAAAAUUAUUUCUUGAUACAAAGGGAGAACCUGUAAGUCAUGGUUGGUUUUCUGUAUUAUUAGGAAUUUGUGAUUCUCUUCAUUGCAUUUGGCCUGGUCAGCUUUGGACAAGGAUGGGAAUAGUCGGCAACAAUGUCGAUGAUUCAAAUUAUAGUGAUAGCCCGAGGUCAAAUGCACAGGAAGAGAAGAUUCUCGUGUCCAUCAGAUUGAGGCCAUUGAAUGAGAGAGAAAUCACAAAUAAUGAUGUUUCUGAUUGGGAUUGCAUCAACAACACCACCAUUUUAUUCAAAAAUAGUGCCUCAGAGCGCACCAAUUCACCAACCGCCUACUCUUUUGACAGAGUAUUUGGAGGCGACUGCUCCACGAGGCAAGUAUAUGAGGAGGCGGCCAGAAGCGUCGCUCUUUCAGUUGUGAGCGGUAUCAACUCAAGUAUAUUCGCAUAUGGCCAAACAAGCAGUGGAAAAACUUAUACAAUGUCAGGGAUUACUGAGCAUACAAUAGCUGAUAUCUACGACUAUGUGGAAAAGGUUUUUUCCUCUCUUUAAUCUGACUUCUUGACUGUUUUUUCUAUCAUGUUAUUGACAGAAGUGUUCAAAAAUUUUAACACAGAACACUAGCAGACAAUUCAAGUUGAAAUUUUCUGCAAUGGAGAUUUACAAUGAAGCUGUGAGAGACCUGUUGAGCUCAGAUAACACUCCUUUAAGACUCCUGGAUGAUCCAGAGAGAGGGACAGUGGUUGAAAAAUUAACCGAGAUCACGCUAAAGGAUAGAAACCAUUUGAAAGAGCUCCUUUCUGUUUGUGAAGCUCAAAGAAAAAUUGGAGAGACCGCCCUAAAUGAAAUGAGCUCUAGAUCUCAUCAGAUUUUGCGUUUGACAGUGGAAAGUUCUCCUUGUGAAUAUAACCGUUUCGAGAAUUCAGCUAAUCUGACAGCUUCUGUGAAUUUCGUUGAUCUUGCUGGAAGCGAACGUGCCUCUCAAACCAUGUCAGCCGGUGCCCGGCUAAAGGAAGGUUGCCACAUUAAUCGCAGUUUACUUACCCUUGGGACAGUGAUACGCAAGCUAAGCAAAGGUAGAAAUGGACAUGUUCCAUACCGAGACUCAAAGUUGACACGAAUACUGCAGAACUCUUUGGGAGGCAAUGCAAGAACAGCCAUCAUAUGCACCAUGAGCCCGGCACAUUCUCACGUAGAGCAAUCAAGAAACACUCUAUUGUUUGCGAGCUGUGCCAAGAAUGUUUGCACUAAUGCACAUGUUAAUGUAAUGAUGUCAGAAAAGUCAUUAAUAAAGCAGUUGCAGAGGGAGUUAGCAAGACUUGAGAAUCAAUUGAAGAAUUUAGGAUCAAUCUCCAUGUCAGGUGAUUCUGAAGCUCUCAGGGAGAAGGAACUUCUCAUUGAAAAGAUGGAUAGAGAGAUCCGAGAGUUAACCCAGCAACGUGAUCAAGCUCAUUUUCGUCUUCAAAACCUGGCACCACCAGCUGGAGAGUAUCAAGGUUCAAAACAUUGGGAUGAGCAAAGCAGUGUUUCGGAGCUUCAUGAAAAAAUUGCAUGGUUUGAAGAAUAUCCAGCAUCUGAAGCAUCAGAGAUCAUUGAUCCUUUUCGCUUUGAUUCUGGAUCUAGCAAAUCUCAUUUCUCUGACAGAAGUGAAGGCCCAAAAUCGAACAACCAGAUUCCUGAGCCAUUUGAAGAACAAUUUCUCUCAGAUGAUACCUCCCCAAGAAUGGUUAUUGAGAAAUAUUUUGGACCAGAUCCAACACGAGGUUGGGAAAAGGCUGCGCAAGAAGUUGAUCUCAGCAUUGAAGACACUUGCAAGGAAGUCCAAUGCAUUGAAGUUGAAACAAGCGCGAAUAAGAUUAACUUGGAAUCUGCACCAUCUCAAGGAAACCAAAAUCCUCAAAGCCAGGAGAAUGUUAACACUCACCAUGAUGAAUCUGCUCUAUCUCAAGGAAAUGAAAAUCCUCAUAGCCCGGAGAAUGUUAACAUUCACCAUGAUGAAUCUGCACCAUCUCAAGGAAAUGAAAUUCCUCAAGGUCGGGAGAACAUUAACAUUCACCAUGACGAAUCAGCGCCAUCUCAAGGAAAUGAAAAUCCUCAAAGUCAGGAGAAUGUUAACAUUCACCAUGACGAAUCUGCGCCAUCUCAAGAAAAUGAAAAUCCUCAAGGUCGGGAGAAUGUUAACAUUCACCAUGACGAAUCUGCGCCAUCUCCAGGAAAUGAAAAUCCUCAAAGUCAGGAGACUGUUAACAUUCACCAUGAUGAAUCUUCACCAUCUCAAGGAAAUAAAGAUCCUCAAAGUCAGGAGAGUGUUAACAUUCACCAUGAGGAAUCUGCACCAUCUCCGGGAAAUGAAAAUCCGCAAAGUCAGGAGAAUUUUAACAUUCAUCAUGAUGAAUCUGCACCGUCUCAUGGAAAUGAAAAUCCUCAAAGUCAAGAAAACGUUAACAGUCUCCAUGAUGAAUCUGUGCCAUCUCAAGGGAAUGACAUUCCUGUAAUUCAGGAGAAUGUUACCAUUCACCAUGAUAAUGAAAUUUUGGAACCCACACUUGAAGAUACAGAAAAAACCAUCGAAUGUGUUGUUGAUGAAUAUGAACACCCUGAGCUGUCUCCUGGUUCAUCAGACUCAGAAUCACCCGACCCAAAGAUGGUUGAUCUCUCAAGGAGCAAAAGUUCUGGACCAGUCCUGACUACAACGCCACAAUCUCCCCCUGCUGAGAUGGACGAGGACGAUAUCACACCAUCUUUUGCACUGAAAGACUCUAUUAAAACUCUGGCAGCCAGUGAGCCAGAGCUUUCCAAGUUAGAAGAACAAGCUCUAGAUGAUAAAACCUCUCCGGAAGAUCAUCCAAAGGAGUCUCUUGAUAUUGUCCACUCCAAAGAUGGUAAACAACAAAUCAUCAUGUCAUUGGGACUCAAUGAUACGAUGGUCAAGUUCAGGAAUGAUCUCGUCCAGGAGGCUGAACUUUUACUAACCCCCAAAAAAUUGGAGAAAGAUUCAACACAAGUCUUGGACGGAGAGAAUGAUCUUCAGAAAUCUCCUUCCAACUGGCCGAUGGAAUUUGAGAAGCAAAGAGCAGAAAUAAUCCAGCUUUGGGAUGUUUGCAACAUAGCAUUAGCCCACAGGAGCUACUUCUAUCUUGUCUUUAAGGGUGACCCCAUGGACGCCAUAUACAUGGAGGUGGAGCUCAGACGGCUAUCCUAUCUCAAGAGUUCUCAAGGGACUAAUAUCUCAAGUAUGAAGGCAAUCAAACGAGAAAGAGAGACGCUGAGCAAACUGAUGCUUAAGAAGUUCUCAACCAAGGAAAGAGAAGCCCUUUUCCUAAAAUGGGGCAUUGACCUGAAAACCAAGAAAAGAAGGCUCCAAUUGUGCAGAAAACUCUGGACAGACACAAAAGACAUGGAACACAUCAAGGAAAGCGCUGCCCUGGUCGCGAAACUUGUCGGGUAUGUGGAGCUGAGCCAAGUCCCCAAGGAAAUUGUUGGACUCAGCUUCUCAACCCCACAAGUGAAUAUUAGGUCCUUCAGUUGGAAAAACAGCAUGCCGGCUCUCGUAUAACUGGAGGCAGCGCAGUACUACUACUACUACUACUACAUAUAAUUAGAUGGAAAUAAGAUAUACACAAAAUAAAAGGAUUAAAACUAUCCUAGUGAUCCUAGAUAGACUAAAUUAUUUGUGAAUAUGCUUAAGAUAUCAGAAGGAUUUUUUUCCCUGAUCAAGAGGACCUCAAGUAUACCAGAGAUAUUACACUUGACGGCUCAAAUAAUCAGUCUGACUCUUCUUUUACUGAUGUAUAUAGAAUAUGUAUAAGAUUCUUGCCUCUCGGGUGGCAGUUUACCAUACACAAGCCAUGUCCAAGCUUUGGAUAUUCAUAUUGAACUUACAUAUACAGAAUGAUUCCUCAGAAAUUCCCAUUGCACACGAAGAAAGAAUUAACUAUUUCUUUAUGUUCUCUUGAGCAAAUUGAGAAACUUAACCAGAAACUUUGCUUGAGAUGUAGCAUUAGUGCAUCAUGUGCUUUUGAAUUAUGACAGUAGCUCUUCCUGGAGACAGGGCUACAUCUGAAUUUCCUGAGCUAAUCUCAGACAGGAUAUCCAUGAAUGAUUGAUUAUACGCACAUUUGAAUGAUUUAUUCAGUUUCCUGCUUGAUGAAUUCCAUAAUGACUACAGAUUCCUUCAAUAAGAGAGAAUUGGAAGACAGCAACAGAAGAAAAGACAUUUAUAGUUCGAUAUAUACUAACACAUCUAAUGUCUUCAACAACAUUAACAAACAAAUGAAUAUGUUCAAACCAAGGAAACAUUGUAUUUUUUACAUGUUACUUACACGGAGCUAGGAGGCCAAUAAAAUUAUUAAAAACUACUAAUGUGAUGGAAACUGAACGAGAGAAAUCAGCCCUUUACCAUCUUAAGAUCCUCUUCUUUCCACAAUCAAUCGGUAAUUAUUAUCAAGCCUUCCCUUCAACUCUGGCAUAGGUGAAACCUACACAUGCAUCUACGAAAUCUUCGUCUAUGAAGUCUGUGGAGAGGAUCUGGAGACGAUCAGCACAACCCUUUGAACAACACUGGUUUAUGAACAGUCUAGCAAAUCCAUGAAUUCUGUUUGUAACCGGUUUGACGCACAAAACAGGAUUAUCAGCUUGUGGCGUUACAGUGUUCUCAACCCUGUAAAAGAAUUUCCGGGAUGUAACAGGCUGCUGCUGGCUCAAAUGCUUCAUGUUGCUCUCAAAUUUCGUAGAUGGCAAAUCAGUAUCAAUCCAGUUAUCUUUCAAGUAUCCAGCGCUCCAUAACGGCGAUCCGGGUUUCGGCUGCGGCGAUUUCCGGGGUUUCCACACGCAAAUCACUCUCUUAGGCAACAAAUCAGCGAUUGUUUUCCCGAAAACAGAGUCAUCCUGAUGAAUGAGGUAUUCCCCGAGCUGAUCCUCUAAAUACUUGUCGAAUUCAGGCGGAUCCUCGUGCCCGAAUUCUGUUCGGAUUUCGAGGAUUAUGAUCUCGGAUUGAGUUUCGGACAGGAACUUCUUGACGUCGUUGAUCACGACAUCGACACUGUAAGUCAGUAAAAUUCCAUGGCAGACUCUUCGAUCUUCCUGAACCCGGAUAUCCACAACCCGGGCACCUCUCACAAGCUGUUUGUAGAUUGAGAGAGAUUGGCAUUGGGCAAAAGGGCGAGAGAUGCAGGGGAUUCCAAUCUUGUUGGUUGCAGAAUCAUGGGUUCCGGGCCAAACGAUUUUGUUGAUGUGGAGUUUCCCAGGAUCAAGGCCUAACAUCCAGUUCUUCCUGUCUGUAGGAUGGUAAUCUGAACCAGGGAAGUCAAUUCCACUGCUCUGUUUCAGAUCAACCAAGGCUUUCUUUUCGGUUGAAAUUGCCUUUCUUCUUUCCACCUGUUUAGAUACUUGAGCACCCAUGGCCUAAUGAUCUUUUUUCUUUUACACAAGGAAAGGAACAAGAGAAGAAGAAGAUGAAGAGAGGACAGACAGAAUUGAAAGGUGUCUCUCCUUCCCCUUCUUCUCCAAUGAUUUAUCCUUUUUGUUUCUUGUUCCUGUGUUAAUGUGGGUUUUAUUGUAGUGUACAUUUUUGUGUUUUAUGUUAAUUAAACCAUAUUUACGAUGAAAAGAUGAACUUUUUGUCAUAAUUUCUU